Messenger RNA from Octopus bimaculoides (California two-spot octopus), 1385 nucleotides. RefSeq names its product eukaryotic translation initiation factor 4E-binding protein 3. Gene Ontology annotation, molecular function: eukaryotic initiation factor 4E binding. Gene Ontology annotation, biological process: negative regulation of translational initiation. The record is from RefSeq and is a predicted model, not a curated record. Gene Ontology annotation, cellular component: cytoplasm. NCBI's taxonomy places the organism in Eukaryota, Metazoa, Mollusca, Cephalopoda, Octopoda, Octopodidae.
GUCAUUUAAUAAUAUUCAAGGGAAAUCGAAGAGCAAAACCAAAAUUCACAAUCAAAAGAAGCGAUCAGACGCUGUUGGUAUUUCGUACUUUCAGAAUUAGCCAUCGUUUUAUUUUUCCGUACUGUGCCAUGUGACUGGAUGCAUGCUUAGCAGAAGGCAAGAGAUAGUAGCUGGGAAAAGUGUGCAGGAGGUUGUGUUGCUUGCUUGUUUUUGCUGUUAAAACUUUUGGACGACUGAUACAAAUAAUUUUUUUAAAAUCCCAAUGAGUAAAAAUUUUAUUUUUAAUUUAUAAAUAUUUAAAAAUAAACCAAUCUAUUUAUAUACAUAUGUGUAUAUGAAUAUUAUAUGUUUGAAAUUUAAUGCAGAGACAUUUAUUAUAAACAAAAUUGUGCGAUAGUUAAGCCUUCUUGCACAGAACAGUUGCAUACAAUCUGAAAAUGUCCGGAGACAACAAAAGCACUAUGUAUGCUCACAAGACCAGGGAUAUUCCUGCAAAAAGGAUUCUAAUAAACGACCCGACUCAAAUGCCUAUGGACUACAGUACAACCCCUGGGGGUUCGAUUUUCUCCACCACUCCUGGAGGUACUAGAAUAUUUUAUGACCGAGCAUUUUUACUGCAAUGCCGUAAUUCUCCAUUGGCUAAAAGCCCUCCUGCAAAUAUGGCACAGAUUCCUGGGAUAACAAUGCCCGGAGAAGUUGAAAUGCCUUGUAAUCCACAUACAGCAGUUGAAGAAGAGAAAGGUACUAAAGAAAAUGACGAACAACCACAGUUUCAGAUGGACAUUUGAACUUUUCUUCAAACUUUUCGUGUGAUUUUCUAUGGUUCUUCUUGAUGUUGUUUCUUCUGAACAGGCAUUUAAAAAGAAAAAAACAAAAAAACGAUACCUGCAAAUUCACCAUGCUGAUGUUGGAUUUUGUGUGCUGAUAAAUAAUCUAAGUGCCAGAUAUUUCAUUGUCCAGCAUCUUGAUGUUACCAGCGGCUCAUUGUGAGGAAACUUACUUGGUCCAUUUUCGUAAAGAAAAAGACAGAAAACAAAACAAAACAAAACAGAAUGGAAACAGCAGUAGCAACAACUUAACAUAGACAAAUCUCUUGAAAUUAAAUUUGUAAGGUGUGUACCUGGAUGGAUGUGAGUAUGUAUGUUUGUGCCAGUGCGUGUUAGUGUAUGUAUAUGUAUGUGUGUAUAUAUAAAUAUAUACAUAUAUAUACGUGUAUAUAUAUAAUAUGUAUAUAUGUACAUACAUAUACAUGUGUGUAUGUAUAUAAAUGUAUAUAUGUAUACGUGUAUGUAUAUAUAUGCAUAUAUGUAUAAUAUAUAUGUAUACAUGUAUGUAUAUAUAUGCAUAUAUAUAUAAUAUAUAUGUAUAUAUGCACAUGUAUGUAU